UAAGCAAUAAGUAUGUGGAAUUUGUCUAUUUGAAUAUUUUUUUUAUCACUGCAACGAACAGUGCCGAAUUUAGACCGGCCGAUCCGAGUUAGACCGGACCUGUUUACUCACCCAAUUGAGAGAGAGAGAGAGAGAGAGAGAGAAAUGGGUGAGGAAUCAAAGGAGAAGGCGAGCAACCUGAAGAUUGCUAGAAACGACGAUCAACUCAAGGAGAUCCUGCAGGACAUCAGAACCUCUAAAACCCUAACAGUGAUCAACUAUGGCGCUUCAUGGUGCCGUGUUUGCAGUCAGAUCCUUCCUACAUUCAGUGAGUUGAGCAAUGAAUUUAACAAGCUUUCUUUUGUCUAUGCUGACAUCGAUGAAUGCCCUGAAACUACUGAAAGCAUUCGUUACACUCCAACAUUUCAUUUCUAUCGGAAUGGAGAAAAGGUUGAUGAGAUGCUUGGUGCAGGAAAUGAUAGGCUCCAUGAUCGCUUGUGGUUGCAUUCUUAAUGGUAGAAAUCUCGUGCAGAAUUAUGUUGAUCGAAGAGCUGUAGUAUCUCGUGCAGGAAAUGAUAGGCUCCAUGAUCGCUUGUGGUUGCAUUCUACCAGAAUUCUUUUUGAAGAGUUGAAUCACUGUUGUGUAAUUUUUAUGACUGUAUGCAUGCAGAAAUUCUGUUGUAUGAUUUUGUGAUUUUUAUUUAUAUAUUUGCAGAAUCCUUGUUGACAAGUGCAUUUUAUUGACUAUAACUGAGAUUAGCAAUCUGUAAUGCUUAAAAUAAAAAAAAGUGCCUUUUCUUGGCUCUGAACUACAC
Molecule: messenger RNA, 794 nt
Organism: Asparagus officinalis (garden asparagus)
Lineage: Eukaryota; Viridiplantae; Streptophyta; Magnoliopsida; Asparagales; Asparagaceae
Product: thioredoxin-like 3-3
Exons: 3
Coding region: 145-492 (115 amino acids)
Source: RefSeq, a predicted model, not a curated record